Molecule: messenger RNA, 13997 nt
Organism: Haliotis rubra (blacklip abalone)
Lineage: Eukaryota; Metazoa; Mollusca; Gastropoda; Lepetellida; Haliotidae
Product: sacsin-like
Exons: 10
Coding region: 116-13597 (4493 amino acids)
Molecular function (GO): Hsp70 protein binding
Source: RefSeq, a predicted model, not a curated record
GGUACAUAACGAAUCUUGGAGAUAAACGCUGGCAUUACUCAAAAUCCGUUCCAAAUGAAACCAGUAUCAAGCUUCAAAAGGAUUGCGUGAACAGACGGUCACUUCUGGUCACAGGAUGCCUCGUUCCCGCAGGAGCCGAAAACGUCCCACCCAGCCACAGAACAGCACAGGUGACGACGUUGAUUCCGGCCAGCAGGAUGAGCUCACAAGUGUCAGUUUGUCUAAGAAACCCAAACAUCAUCAACGUCGGGGUGAGCUGGAUGACAUGAAUGUCACACCUGGAAGUGCCGAGCAUCCUGCAGAAGAUACUAGUUCAGCAACUAACAAUGACAACACCACUGCUGUACAGGUGGUGAGAAGUAAGCUGUGUUCCAGGUCAGAGGGAGGCAGCACCAUGAUUUGUGAUUCUGACUCAGAGGAUGAUGGCUACACCUGCAUGGAACUACCAACCCUCAUCAGGCAGCUUAAAUCUGUGCUGGACCAGUACCCUGAUGAUGGACAGAUACUCAAGGAGCUGAUCCAGAAUGCUGAAGAUGCAGGUGCCACUGAGAUGCGAAUUCUGUAUGACGCACGAGAUAUCCAGCCAGAUGUUGAUCCAAGGCUCCGCAAGAAGAUGCAGUACCUGGCCUCAUUACAGGCCCCAGCCCUAUGUGUGUACAACAAUGCCUUGUUCACAGAAAAGGACUGGUGUGGAAUCAAGAUGUUACACAGCAGUAUAAAGGAAGAGGAACCACUCAAAGUUGGACGCUUUGGGUUAGGGUUUAAGUCCGUGUUCCAUGUAACAGAUUUCCCUUGUGUUGUAAGUGGAGACACUGUGUUAUUCAUCAACCCCCAUGUGAGGAAUCUUGACAAAGUCUGCUAUGUGAAGAAACUCAGCUCUCUUCCUAUAGAGACCAGCCAGACCCUCCUCCAGGUCCUCCGCGGGACAUUCAGCUUCACAGAUGAUGUAGCAGAAAGAGGAUAUUAUGAAGGAACUAUCUUUUGGUUCCCCCUCAGAAAAAGGGAGUCAGAGCUGUCAGACAAUUGUUACAAUGAGAAGAAAGUGAUGGAUCUCUUUCAGGCAUUCAAGGCUGGAGCUUCCAUUACCCUCUUAUUCCUAAAGUCCAUUGAGAAGAUACAGUUGUACCGCAGGCUAUCUGAAGCAACACUGAACAUUGACUUCACAGUACAGCUUUCUACUGCCUGUCGCCAGCUAGUCAGAAAUAAGAAAAACACUUUCAUCAGUUCAGUAAAGCAGUUAAAUGGAGAAAUACCACCGUCAUCAAUAGAAAGCCAGCUUAACUUGACUGUGGAAAUACAGGAAAGAGACAUGUCUGCCCAGGAAUGGAUUGUUAUAAACUUUUACAAAGGAGGAUGUGUGAGUGAAAAGUUCAGACAACUGUGCAGUGAUUCUAGCCUUUCCUACUCCCCCUAUGUGGGUGUGGCGGUUCCUGUCAGUCAACAGUGUGAAGGUCAUGUGUUCUGCUUCCUCCCACUUCCUCUGCAGAGUCACAGUCCCACAGGUCUGCCGGUUCAUGUCAAUGGCUUUUUUGCCUUGAGUCAGAAUCGAAGACAUGUCAAGUGGCCCACAGCAGAUCAACUGCAGAAUCAGUCACACACAGACAAAGCUAUUGAGUGGAACAAGUGUCUCGUGAGUGAAGUGCUACCAGAGGUUUAUUGUAACAUUCUCAAAUAUAUCAUUCAGUACUCUCGAGAACAAGCAAAUUCAGUCAAAAUGAAGGAGCAGGUUUAUAGAAUGAUACCAGCAGUUGCUGAAGUUGAUGUGAACUGGAGGCCAGUCCUUUCACUGUUUCAUGACCAGUUGUACCACAGCAUACCAUUCCUGUUCACUCCAGCCAAAAAGAUUUGGAUAAGACUGGAGGAAGGUGUCCUAGUGGAUGAGACCAGUGAACUCCGGUCAUUGAUUAUGGAUAUAUUUACCUUGUACAACAGAAACAUUGUGCCAGUACCAUCAACACUAUUAAAGACAUUGCAAAUUCAAUUCAGCAAAGAGGUAAACAUUGUGACAGAAAAAGCUAUCUGUGAAACACUGAGAUCAGGUGACAAAUAUACAUCACUUCCAAGACCCACGAAGCUCACUCUUGUGCAACACCUCCUGGGGUCAGAUCAGUAUGAGCUCCUGAAGGACCUGUAUCUGCUACCAGUUGCUGAUGGAAGCUUUGCUCAGUUUGGGAAAUGUGAUGUUGUCAUUUGUGACAGCCCAGCAGAUGUUCAACUCUUUCCAGGUCUUAAUCAUCAGUUUGCUGAAACAGGCCUUCCUAGGGAUUUACACAACCUCCUCAAGAAACGUGCACCUGAUGGAGUCCUUGGGCUGUCUGUGAUGACCCCUGCCAUAGUUCCAGGGCUACUACGCAAAUGUCUACACAAGCAUUUUCCUGGAGGUAAUGCUGAACUUCCUUCUCAGUAUUUGAACCUGAGCUGGCUGGAACAAGUGUGGACCUACAUUAAAGAUCAGGAGAUAAAUGCCCAGUCCACAUUCAGAGAACUGAAGAUCUUGCCUGAUGUUAACAGCUCUGGGAGAGGCAAACUACACAGCUUUGAUAAUGUGUUCAUAGCCCAGUCCGUCCCAAACAUGGAAUCACUGCCACCAAAUGUGGGCAGUGCACUGCAGAAGUUAGAUAUUAUCCAUCUGAAGUAUGUCCCUGACUUUGUUCUUCAAAAUCCACAUGUCUUUGGGAAAGUUAUCAAAUACCCAACACAAGCUGGUGUUAUGAGUGCUUUGGAGAAACUUUCAGAACACGCAGGCCUAAACACAGCUGUACAGAAGUUCAACUCCAUGGCUCAGAAACAGGAGAGAAAGGCCUUGGUGGAUUUCAUGAGCCGCUGUCAGAUGUCUGAAAAGACCAUGGUGGUUUUGAGGAAGUUGGCAAUAUUCACAGUUACAGACGGCAGUGACUGUAGUGUGGAAUCUCAGUUGACACUUGCACCUGAUAAGAAAAUACCAGUACCAUAUCCUGAGCAAUACAUGCAGUGUUCAUCCCAUACAGUUAAGAAGCUGGCUCUGAAACUUGGUGUACCACAGGGGUCCUUUCUUGAUGUCUGUCAACAGAUCCUUAACCGGAUGCUUCACAAAUUAUACACAAAUGAUCAAAUCACAGAUUUUGUAGAGUUUCUUAUGAAAAGUCAUCAACAGAUCAUAGAAAAAACAAAAGAGGUUGUUUCACAGAUAGAAUAUUUGUCAUCUAGAAAUGGAAGAGAUGGCUUGAGAGCAUGUGAUCUCUUUAGUCCUGACAAUGAUUUCCUUAGAAAACUGUUUUGUAUGGAGGACAAGUUCCCAACCCAGAGACAUACAAGGACAGACACACUGAAGAAAGGUCUAAAAACUAUUGGUCUUAAAACAGAGGAAGGUGUUACAGAAGGUGACAUUGUGACAUCUGCAAGGAAAAUUGAAGAGUUGGUUCACACUGGCAAGAGUUCUGAUGCAGAAGUGAAAGCAUCAGCACUGACCAAGUGCCUAGAAAGAAACUGGAAAAGAUACUCUCUACCAUUGCUUUCUGAACUCAAAGUGAAGAGAUGCAUUCCAUGUUUGCAGCUAAAACCGGCCACAUAUCCUCCUUCUUUGACAUGGAAAGGACAUUUAAGUGGUCCUCUUUUGUGUUCAGAGGAUGUCUACAGUUCCAAAUAUUCAUCAGUUAUUGGAUCUGUUUGUCCAGUUGCAAGUGCCAUGCCUGAAAGUGUUGAGCCUAUUUUAGGACUGAGCAGACAUCCAAAACCACAUCAAGUAAUACAACAUCUGAAAAAUAUGGGGAGUGUCUACAAGAGUAGAGAACAUAACCUCUACAUGGACUUUUUGGAGAACAUUUAUAACUUCCUACAAUCCCAGUGUUUGUCGGAAACAGACAAGGAGAUGUUGGCAUGUACACAAUGUGUCUGGGUAGGAGUCGAAGAUGGAUUCCAGUAUCCAAAGUCAGUCUACAUACCGAAGUCAAGUGACUUGGAUCUGAAACCGUACAAAUUUCCUCUGCCAUCUCUGCUGAGUAACUGGAGUUCAUUACUCCAAGACUGUGGGUGUCACCAGAGUCAAACACCUCACAUGUUAACUGGUGUCCUGGAAGAAAUAAAAGAAAAGCAUGAUGGUUUCAAAACUUCAAACACAAAGAGACCAAUUGAUGUACAGAACGACCUGAAACUUAUUCUGCAGAUUCUUAAUGAACUGAAAAAUUUUCAACCACGACCUGACAGAGUUUACCUUCCAGUCCAUCAGAAAAAUGAUGAGUUUCUUAUCCUGCUUCCAGCAGAACAGUGUACCUACUGCAAUGCAGAGUGGCUCAAGGAUCAGACCUCUGAUGACGCAGAGGGUGAGGAUGAUGAAAUAUGGUUUGUCCAUUCGAACAUAUCUGAGAAUACAGCACAACAACUUGGUGUGUGUUCCUUGACUGAGCGUGUAAUGGAUGACACUGAUGACUUUAAUAUGGAGUAUCAUCAGUCAGAACCCUUGACUCGCAGGCUUAAGAAUUUGCUUCAUGAAUACACGGAUGGAUUUUCCGUCCCAAAAGAACUGAUACAGAAUGCAGAUGAUGCAGGGGCUACAGAAGUUUGCUUCAUGUAUGAUGAGAGACAGAAUCAAGAUGCAAGAACAUCACUUAUGAAUGAGAAUAUGGCUGCACUCCAGGGUCCUGCAUUUUGGGCUUAUAAUAAUUCAAGCUUCAAAGAGAGUGACUUCAACAACAUACAGAAACUCAGUGGAGCAACAAAGGAAGAGGACACAACCAAAGUAGGCAAGUUUGGAUUAGGAUUCAACUCUGUCUACAAUCUAACAGAUGUUCCAAGUUUCAUAAGCUUGAACAAUAUAGUGAUAUUUGACCCACACGAGAAGCAUUUGGGGAAGCCAGGAUUGAGAGCCAACUUGAAGAGUGUUAAAAAUAGCAAAAUGUUGCGAAAAAUGGGUGGCCAAUUCAAGCCUUUUGAGGGAAUAUUUGGUUGCCGGUUCAAAAGACAAGCACCUAGUGAGCCAAUAUGUGAUGGCACUCUUUUUAGGUUCCCUUUGAGAACACAAGAUCAAGCGUCUGAAAGUGAAAUAAAGGACUUGUCCUAUUCAGCACAUGAAAUGGGGGAAUUUUUCAAAAAGUUUGCUGAAAGUUCUGGAAAUCUUCUCCUUUUCACACAGAAAGUCUCAUGUGUCAAGUUUUAUCAUCUACCACCUAAUGGAGACCCUGAUCAUCCUAAACUACUUCUCCAUGUGAAGAAAACAAUUCAAAACCAAACAAUCCUGUACCCUGUUGGAUCAUCAUUGACUGGACACAGCGUCUUGUCAUAUGCAGCAGGGGCGUGGAGAAAUCAACCAAGUGAGGGUCUCAAGAUAAGAGAGAGAACUGAUAUCCAUCUCCAAAUAUUCAAUGCUGGUAUGACAAGGAAGCUGAAGCUUGUGGUUGGUGUAAACACUAUUCGCUGGCUCAUUAUGUGGGCUACAGGUCAGAGGGAGUCUGGAAUCUUUGCUCGUUCAGGAAAGCUGAAAGGAUUGCUCCCAUUAGCAGCUGUUGCCCUGCCACUGAAGAUGGAAGAUGGACGAAAUGGUGUUUAUGAAAUGAAAGAAUGCCCAACAGGAUUCUACAAAGAAGGACACUAUUUCUGUUUUUUACCGUUACCAGUGCAUGUUCCAUUUCCAGUUCACAUCAAUGCCACAUUUGCUCUCACAUCUGACAGAAGACAGCUGUGUACUCAGACUGAAGACGACAAAGAGCUCUAUGAAGCUGUUUGGAACCAAGUGUUGAAACAAGAUGCAGUUUGCAGAUCUUAUGUAUCUGCACUGGUUGAGAUGCCAGUUGACCUUCAAUCUGAUGUAUACUCUUUCUAUAAGCUAUGGCCACAUACAUGUCAAACUGAGGAUCCCAUGGUAAAAAGUUUCUAUCAAGUAGUUGCUCAGGAAGAUGCACAAGUGUUCCUUUUCCCUCAUGAUGGUACAGUCAAGAGAACAAGUUUUCAAAGAAUCAGAUUUCUUAACCGAACCCUUCACUCUGAUGGAGUUGUAGGAAACAUAGCAUUCAAAGCAGCUGUGCACUUCUGGAACAAUACAGACAAAGAUAUUGUUGAUGUCCCUGGCAGGAUUUUAGAUAGCUUCAAAGCUGCAGAUCUCUCAAAUGAAUUAGAAUCGAGAUGUAUGUCAACCUUUGAAUUUUUUUCAACUGUUUUCUUUCCCAAUAUUUGUGAUGAAUAUUGGACAAAAGAAGACAGGGAUAAGCUAACAAUAUAUGCCUUGAACUUGCAAGAUUCUGAUAUCCAUAACCUGAUGAAAGCAACAGCAUGUGUUCCAUCACGUCCUCAUGGUGUGCUGAAACAGCCGGGACAACUUGUACACCCACAUGGAAAGUGUGCAGCAAUGUUUUUGGAUGAGGAUGAAUGUUUUCCAACAGGAACAAGUUUACAUGGUUUCACAGAACCACGUCUACUAGAAAUACUCUGUAAGCUAGGAAUGGUAAGGGAUGAUCUCCCAGGUGAGUCUCUGCUUGAGAGAGCUCAGUCAGUGGCCAGUCUUCACCAGAGGAAACCACAGGAAGCAGUGAAAAGAUGCUGGAAGAUUGUUGGCUACAUUUCAGAGACUGAUUACUCCAGUAGACAGCUGGUGAAGAAGCAGCGUAUUGCUGAGUACACUGAAGAAGUCAUACAACACCUAAAAAAAAUUCCCUUCUUGCCUAUGUUGCAGCAUCCGGCAACAUGGCUACUGUCAUGGAAAGCAGAUGAAAUUCCACACCAGGUCUUUGCUAAAGCCAGUGAAAUGUUUAGCAGCAAGGUUUUGAAUUUGGUGGGCUGCUCAAAACUUGUCAUUGAUUCCAGUUACCCUGGUUACUCGAGAAAUGAAGAAGAUGUGUUAACACUGAUUGGGCUGCGUCACAAAGAUGAAAUUGAUAUUGAUACAGCAGCAAGACAACUUUUGUAUGUUGCUGAGAAGAUCAACUGUACAACAAAACCAUCAUUACUCAAGCAAUUAAGUGACAUGUGUUUUGAAAUAUAUUCUUACUUGAAACAUUGGUAUGAAGAAACAGAAAGUGAAGAUAAUAUUGAACACAGAACCACUACACUUGAAGUGCUUGGAAAGGAGUGUGUCAUAUUAGUUGGUGAACGAAUGGUGCGACCUCGUCAGGUAGCUUUUCGGUUAUCCCAGGAUCUGUCUCCUCAUCUGUAUCAAGUUGCCACAAGCCAUACUAAGAUAUUUAGACAGCUAUUUGAAGUUUUAGGAGUGAAAGAUAGCUUUGAUAUUCAAGACAUUUUAGCUGUUGUUCAAUCUAUCUCUGAUGAUACUGGCCUGGAGAAGCUCACCAAUGAAAAUCUUUCAUGCAUUGAGAGACUGAUGAAUGCUUUGAUUGACAUCUUACCAGAACCGUAUGGCAAGAGUGAAAUACUGGAGAUAAUGCUUCCAGACAGACAUGGUUUUCUGUAUGAGGCAUCAUCACUUUGUUUGGAUGACUGUGAUUGGGUUGAUGAAGAUGAUACCAUGACGUUUCUUCACCCUAAAAUCCAUCCAGUGGCAGCUAGAUGGUUAGGAGUAAAAGGGAAAAGAGAGGCUGACCUUUGUGACCAUAUUUCAUCAAUUGAAUCUUUUGGACAAAGUGAAAAACUCACUUCCAGAAUAAAGAGAAUCCUAUCUGGCUAUCCCUGUGAUGUUUCAAUAAUGAAGGAGUUGCUACAGAAUGCUGAUGAUGCUGGAGCCACAGUACUGAUGUUUAUCAAAGACUUUAGGUCUCUCCCAACAACUCAAGUAUUUGGUGAAAACUGGUCCUCUCUGCAGGGUCCUGCUCUGUGCGUCUACAAUGACAGCUUCUUUACAGAUGCAGAUUUUGCUGGCAUUAAGAAUCUUGGUCAAGGUAGUAAAGGGGAUGACCCAUUGAAAACUGGACAGUAUGGGGUUGGUUUCAACGCAGUUUACCACCUGACUGACGUACCUUCCUUCAUGACGGUUGGUCCAACUACAAACAAAACUAUCUGUGCCCUGGAUCCGCAUGUCAAGUAUGUUCCAUGGGCCACAUGCAAAAAUCCAGGUGUAAAAAUACAAAAUCUUGAUAAAUUAAGAGUGAAGUAUAAAGAUGCAUUUGAGGGUUACCUUGAAGAAUGUGUCCCGCUGCAAAAAAAAGGGACACUCUUUCGAUUUCCUCUGAGAACAGUGGCUAUGGCUGAGGAUUCCAUAAUUUCAAACAAGGAAAUAACAACAGACAUGAUAACAGAUCUUCUUGAGGAGUUCAAGAAAGAUAUGUUUGAUUCUCUUCUAUUUCUUCAUAAUGUGAAAAAGAUAGUAAUUGCAAGUAUAUCAGCAGAUGGAGAAUUGUCAAAAGAAUAUUCACUUGAAUCGAAAAUGACAGAAGGAGAUGCAGAAGAACAAAAGCAGUUUAUGGAAGACUUAAGAAGCCAAGCUGUAGCAAGAAAACACCUUCCUGCAUUAACACCCUUGGAACUGAAGCUGUCACUCGAGGUACAAGAUUCUAUAGGCAAUAAGCAGCAGUGGUUAGUUGUUCAUAGAAGUGGAUUUACCAGUGACAAAGAUAUUCCCGCCUCUGUCUCUUCAGCCUGGGAGAGAGGCGACAUUGGUCUACUUCCAAGAGGGGGCAUUGCAGUACCAAUACCAACCAAGUCAGCCCAUUCUGGAUCAGGAAUUGUAGGGAAAGCAUUUUGUAUCCUACCUCUACCAGUGUCGACUGGCCUACCUGUACAUGUAAAUGGCCACUUUGCUCUAGACCAUGAAGCAAGAAGAAACUUGUGGCAUGGGUCACAAGACCACAGGUCUGACUGGAACAAACACAUAGUGGAGGCUAUAGUCAUUCCAGCAUAUCUAUCAGCAAUGGAAACAAUGAAAACCAAGAUGUCCUGCACACAAGAAUUUCAAGUAAAGGUACUUCAACAGAAUCUUAAAGGUUAUUAUCUGUUUUUGCCAGAUAUUUCAAAAGCAACAGAUAGUUUCUGGAAGUCCAUGGCCAUGAGUAUCUACACAGACAUAGUACAAAAGAAGAGCAAUUUAUUUGGUGUCAUUAAACCAGUACAUGGGAAAUUCUCUGAUCAUCCUGAAGGCAGAACAUGUGACAUUAUAGCCAGUGUGAAUUGGGUAUCAGUGACCAGUGACGUUGGGUUUGCAGGUUAUUUUAAUGACUUGGGGUCUUACUACCAGAUUGAGCGGUCACAUUUCUUUAGACAGUUCCAAUCUCCAGCAUCAUCCCGGAAGAUGUAUGAUGCAACAGCAAGGAGAAACACACAAAAACUGAGUGAAGUUUUGCGGGAUCUCAACAUGAAGGUCAUUGAUGCUCCAUUUCAAAUCUAUGGUCAAUUUCAAGAAGCAAACCUGUCAGACAAAGUUAGCUGUGUAACACCUGAAAAAACUCUCCAGUUUUUGAAAUCAUAUGCUGAUGAAAGUGAUGAUAAAUGCACACUAGGGACAUUGCCAAGACUGGUUGAUGAAACGCCAUACAAAUCAGUUGCAACCUUGAAACUUCUAACUUGGUUCAUUGUAAGAGCAGAUUCGUUUGCUUCAGAAAUCUGUGGCCUUCCAUUGGCAAUGACCAUCUCCAGAAAGGUGGCAGUGUUCAGCAGUAGUGAACCACUGAUUGUGACAAGUUUUACUGACUUACUAACAUCUGUACCAGAUGUUGCACUUCAUCCUGAGAUAGCUGGCCUCUAUAUGGAACAUAUCACACAAUCAUCUUCUCUGAUGGAUAUGGAGAUUGGAAAGUUUGCAUCGAUGCUUCCAUGCAUCCUGGUUCGCCAAAAAUUUGCAUGCAAAUCUUUGAUACCAUGGCAACAGAAUCCUGAUUUUCCCUCACAUCAAUGGAUAGCUCGUUUAUGGCAGUAUCUUAACAAAGAGAUCAAGAAGAUUUCCGAAAAAAACAAAACUGAGGGAUGGUUAAGAAAUCAGUUGGAACCAUUGUCAACAUGGUGUUUAUUGCCUGCAAGGAGAGAUACCUUCAACUUCUUUCUCUGUUCCAUCAAAGAUUCUUCUAAAAUUAUUGACCUGGACAGUGUCACAGAAAUGACAUGUGCUAGAGCUCUGAGAAAAGUAAAAAUUCUUCAUUUUGAUCAGACUAUGUUCAAUUGUGAGAAGUUCAAAAACGUCAGAACUGUUGAACUUGUUCCGAACUUAGUGUCAAACUGGAAAAACCCUGAUGCAGUUCUCUUUGCUCUCUCAGCAGUAGACUUUUCAGAAUGUGAAUCACUGUCUGAAAUAGAAGCAGAGUCAUUCUUGUCCUAUUUUUGUAAGAAUUUAGACAGUUUGGAGCAGUCACAAGGCUUUCUCAGCUUAAAGGACGGGUUAAAGAGUUUGCCAUUUUACCCUACAGUGAUAGGUCGACUGGUGCCCUUAGCAGGGGAUGUGUAUGCAGUGAAAUCCUCAUACAAGCUGCCAAAGACUUGCCUGGAACACUGGAGUACAGUGACAGGGACAACUCUUCUCAGGUACAAUGAACUAUUAAAGACACUGAUCGAGUACCUCGGGGUACCAGCACUGACACUGACAGAAGUGUACGCCAGUUUACUGAUUCCAUCCUUCCAUCAUUUCCCAGGGAGUGCAAAACCUGUCCAUCUUAAAUUCAUUAAAGAAUCGCUUCUGCAGAAAUCUGAGACGUACAGUAAUGAGCAAUUGCAGUUGAUAGAGCAGUUGAAAAGAUUGAAGUUCAUUGAAACAAGUGAUGGAGAGCUUCACAGAGCGGAAGAAUUUUACAAUAGGAACGAGGUUGUAUUUGCCACAAUGUGUCGUGUUUCUGCCUUUCCUCCUGACCCAUACAACAAACGUGAAUGGUACAAUUUUCUUGUCCUCAUUGGUCUUCAAGCAGUUGUCAGUGUUCAUCAAUUUGUAAACUUUGCAAAAGAAGUCGAGAGAUUAGGGUUGGGAGGAAUUUCCAUAGAUGUUGCAAAGAAAUCUGCAGUUCUUAUUCAGCAUCUUUGUAGGAGACCUGAAAAGAAACAGGAAGGUAUCCUGGGUAGAGUAAAGGCCAUCAAGUUUCUUCUGCCGUAUGUAGUGGAUAAAGAGCAUGAAACUGGUACUAUCUUGACCCAAAUCCACCCCCAGUUUCAAGCUGCCAAGUCUCUGGUUUGCUUUUCUGAAUCACUUAGACCACAACAUUGCUAUUGUGUCUGGACCAGUUGCACAAUGUUCCGCACAGAAGACGAUCCAUCUGAAUCAGAAUAUGGAGACAACAAGAAGAUUAUUCAUUCACAGCUUGGGAUACCAGAUUCUCCUCCAGCAAAUAUAGUUGUUCAACAUGUACUGAACAUGUGCACCUCAUUGACAGAGAUGCAGAAAAAACUACCAAUCCAAAGUAAAGAUAUUGUUGAAUCUUUGAAGAAAGUGAUGAAAGCUGUGUAUGAAUAUUUACAAGACAAUGGAAUUUCAGAUACAAUAAAGGAAAAAUUGACUGCCAUCUGCACUAUAUAUUUACCAGAAAAAAGAAUCUUUGUAGCUGCAGAUGAAGUAGUUACACAACUCAGCGUGGAAGAAGUUAUAGAUGGUUAUGUCUACUCAGGUCCACUAAGUUUUGGUGAGUUUUUCCCUGUGUUUGAAGCACUAGGAGCAGCAAAAACAGCUUCAGCAAACACAUUUGCUUGUGCAUUGCAGAAACUACAAGGUCAAGUUGGAAACGAGGAGUUGAAUCCAAAUGAAUUACUUGUUGUCAAAACUGCACUGAAUUUGUUAUUCAAGAAGUAUCUUCGUAAUAACACUGGUAGAAGUCUUGAUCUCUGUUCACUGUUUCUACCAAAUUGUGACAACGUCAUGACUCUGUCAACAAAACUAGUAUUUUCUGACAACAGGACAUUGAGGCAAAGGGUGAAAAAGUUGAAACUGAACUUCUUUGUAGGAUUCAGAAAGUUGGAGAUUGAUGUAGUAAAUCAUUUGCAAACCAUUUUGCUCCUUCCACCAGAACACAGACCCACAAUACUGAGUAAGGUCAUUAAGGAAAAACUGACAGAUACAUGUACUGGAUCAGCAUGUAAAGGUAGCAUUUCAUCCAAGAUUCUGACUGUGAUCCAGACACCUGAAUUCAUAUCAGGACUUGUACGACUUGUCAACCAUGAGAAAAUCAUGAAGGAAUUAAGACCACUAGAAAGAGCAGACUGUGAGAAACUUGAACAUAAUUUGUCGAAUAUUGAGCUCUUUGAAGUUGAGCGUCUGGAAACUUGUAUUAUCUAUGAUGGAAAUAUUGUUGAAGGCAGUGAAUCUACCAAGACAUGUUUUACUGAUAAGGAACAACAGUCACUGUGCAUGUACAUUUCUACAAAUGCUAUGACUAAAGAUGAAGAUUCUGUAUAUUCCAAUUUGUCCUUUGCCAUCAAUGCACUAACAGGGGGCCAUCUAAGAGAAAGUGUUGCAACACUUUUGGGACUGUUAAAAUGUGAGCCACAGAUGAUACAUGAGAUACUAGAUACGUGCAACAUCACUGGUUUUGAUUAUACCUCUAGUCCAUUGUACCGAACUGUAUUCCCACCACCAGGUACAAUCAUCCCUGAGAAGUUCCACUUCAUGUUAGACAACAGUUUUUCCUAUUUCAAGGAAGGGGAGUAUGCAGGUUAUGAAGUGUAUGAUCCUCUGAUUGAUGAUGAAGGUGAUGACCUCACUGGGGAGAUGGAAGCUGGAGAUGUCUUCAUAGUGUAUGUGAUUAUAAAGAAAGUUGUAACAUUGGGAGAAACUCCUCUCCAAGCCAGAUACAUUAUUGAAGCAAAAGACGGGACCAAAAAGGAAGUUUGUGCCACUCAGCUUUACAUGUUUUUCAGAGAUACAGAAGAUGGGAUGAUAGAAAGAAGCACUGUAUCACCAGACUCAACCUUUGAAGUUCCACUAGCCUUGGAGGAUGUUUUGAGAGAAAUUCGAAACACUUUGAGGGAAGCCUGGGCUAUGCUUGGUGAGAGGGAUAGGAACAGGGUGAAGAAACGUUUGUAUUUCAAGUGGCAUCCUGACAAAAAUCCAGACCGAAUUGAUUUCUGCAAUGAAGUCUGCAAGUAUAUUGGUAUAUACAUUGAAAGACUGGAGAAGGGACUAACCAUUGAUGAUAUUCAUGACGAAACUGGUGGAGGCAGUUCAACAGAUUAUUCAUGGUUCCACCGGUUUAAUGCCAGAACUUCAAGACACAGAUCAUAUCAGAGGGAGUAUCAACACUCUCACCGUCACUUCAGGGGAGGCAGCUAUGGAUCUGGAUCUGGUUCUGGUUCUGGUUCUGGUUCUGGAUCUGGAUCUGGAUCUGGAUAUGGAUAUGAAUCUGGCUCCUACCACCAGUCUACAGGAAAUCCUGAUCUAUCAGAAGCGAGGAGGUGGCUGCGUCAAGCCAAGGCAGAUCUAGAUGCUGGUAGAGAAGCCUUGGGUUCGUCAAUGGCGUACAACUGGAUCUGUUUUAUGGGUCAACAGGCUGCUGAAAAGGCCAUCAAGUCCAUGCUAUACAAUAAAGACUCCAGGCAAGCUGAUGCGAUGAGAACCCAUGAUUUAUCCAGCCUAUCUAGUGGUUUAGGUAACCCUUCCCUGACAUCCCUGGCCUCCCAACUACAGAAUGUUAUACAGGACUUCAACCGCCUGCGCUACCCGGACAGACUUGCCUACCCCAGGAUCCCAGCUGAUGUAUACACACAGGCCGAUGCGUCACAAGCAUGUGAGCUGGCUGGCAAGAUUGUGUGUCUGGUGGAACAGUCUCUACACUAAGGUAGAAUCUGUUCACACUCUUAUGGUCCAGGACUCAUAGACAGCAGAACAGCGUGGACCAUGUCCAUGGUGGCAGUUUCCUUCAGGCGGUAGGAAGCCUUGCAGCCAAUCUUCAUACAGCCAACUGUCAUGGCAUUGUCAUUCACACACUGUAGUUAGAUGUUUUGGACAUAUAUCUAUAUGACAAAUCAACUCUCCCUCAACCAUUUCAAAAAAUAUGUUUAAUCAUUUUUUGUUUUUGAAGAUUGCGAAGAUAUGGUUGUUUUUACUCACUUCCCAGAAGAGAUACUUAGUCUUGGUAUUUGUUUUUCAUAUUAUUAUCAUUCCUUUUUGUACAUUCUUUGUUCAGAUGUAAAUAACAACGUAGUGAUUCUAUCUUAUCUAUUAUUCAAACUUGAGA